AGUCUGAGUCUCAGGCGGACUUUCAGCAGGACUCCUCCUGUCCCUCUGCAGGAGCACCAGAGGAAAACAACCCAGAAAGCAGACUAGACCUGCGGUGCAGGGGAUGCGCACGUGGGAAGAAGUUAAACAUCUCCAUGGGAAAAGCUAGAUGAGCGGAGAUUUCCAUCUGAAGCUGUUUUAUAUCACCUGUUCAGGUUGGUCAGUGCGUCACAUCAGCUGUUUUUGAUGUGUGGUCGCGCGCGCAUUCACUCUGCGUAAAUAAAGACUGGUCUGAGUCUGGUCUGGGCUGUUCAGGAUCUGGACUCCGUGAGCAGCUGGUCACCCUGAGCCUGAGAUCCCGGGUGUCUGUUCAGUGAUGGUGACGUCAGGAGCAGCGCGCGGGGAGAUCAGCGGUGAACGGACUCAGACCACGCAGUGCGCGCUUUUCUGAACUCCUCCAGCGGUGCUCGGUGGAGAGACGGGCUGAAGCGAACGCACUGGGACCGGACCGGACCGGACCGCGGCAGAGCGCGUCAUGAACAACCGGUCUCUGACUCCGAACGCGGGUCCGGCGCGGCUCGGUGGCGGCUCCGUGGAUCAUGAACUCAUCAUCACAUCUACCUUUGGGACGCUCCUGUCCGUGGUCUACAUCAUCGGGGUGUCAGGUAACGUGUACACGCUCGUGGUGAUGUGCCACUCCAUCCGGUUCGCCACCUCCAUGUACAUCUCCAUCAUCAACCUGGCCCUGGCGGACCUCCUCUACCUCUCCACCAUUCCCUUCGUGGUGUCCACUUACUUCCUGAAGGACUGGUACUUUGGAGACGUGGGCUGCCGUAUCCUGCUCAGCCUGGACCUCCUCACCAUGCACGCCAGCAUCUUCACGCUCACAGUGAUGUGCACCGAGCGCUACCUAGCCGUGACGCAGCCGCUUGACACGGUCCGGCGCUCCAAGAGCUACCGCAAGGCUCUGGCGUGGGGUGUGUGGCUGCUGUCCCUGGUCCUUACAGUGCCCAUGAUGAUCAUGGUGGCACAGACCUCUAAGAAGUUACCGGACGGGGGCGUGAAGAGGAUGUGCGCACCCACCUGGGCGCCUCGGGCUUAUAAGGUUUACGUCACGGUCCUGUUUGGGACCAGCAUCAUGGCUCCAGGGCUCAUUAUCGGCUACCUGUACGUCCGGUUGGCGCGCACCUACUUGGAGUCUCAGCGCAAAUCAGUGAUCAGUAAAGACAGCAGGAGGAGCCCCAAGCAGAAGGUCCUGAUCAUGAUCUUCACCAUCGUCAUGGUGUUCUGGGCAUGCUUCCUGCCCUUCUGGAUCUGGCAGCUCCUGCCCCUGUACCACACCAAGCCCCUGAGCCUGGCCUCGCAGACUCACACCUGCAUCAACUACCUGGUGGCGAGUCUCACCUACAGCAACAGCUGCAUCAACCCGUUCCUCUACACGCUGCUCACCAAGAACUACCGGGAGUACCUGAAGAACCGCCACAAGAGCUUCUACAAGUACACGUCCUCCUUUAAGCAGCGGCCGCCCAGCCUCCACUCCUGGGGCAAGUCCGGCUCCUCCAGCACGCAGUUCGACUUUAACUCUGAGGCGGUGGCCAUGGGAACGCUGAAGUGACACGUGAGGGGGAUGCAGGGUUCAUCCGAACAGCAACGCCCCCCCAAUCAUCCACGGAUGCUUCAGGGAAGGGUCGGGUCAGAAAUGGCGUGAGCGGGAUCACAGGUGAAGGACACGGUGAUGGCGUAGCGUGUGCCCCAUGUUACCUUUUCCACGCGGUGGAGGUUCUCCGACCCAGAAGAGAAGAAAGACACUCGUCCUGGGUUGAAAAGAAUUGAGAAGGACGUUUUAGGAGACUGAACCAUCACUG
Messenger RNA from Nothobranchius furzeri (turquoise killifish), 1844 nucleotides. Its product is annotated as urotensin-2 receptor. The record is from RefSeq and is a predicted model, not a curated record. Gene Ontology annotation, biological process: regulation of blood pressure; neuropeptide signaling pathway; blood vessel diameter maintenance. Gene Ontology annotation, cellular component: plasma membrane. Lineage: Eukaryota; Metazoa; Chordata; Actinopteri; Cyprinodontiformes; Nothobranchiidae. Gene Ontology annotation, molecular function: urotensin II receptor activity.